Messenger RNA from Syngnathus acus (greater pipefish), 1840 nucleotides. It is a transcript of the gene kcnf1b, whose product is annotated as potassium voltage-gated channel, subfamily F, member 1b. Gene Ontology annotation, molecular function: voltage-gated potassium channel activity; protein binding. The record is from RefSeq and is a predicted model, not a curated record. Gene Ontology annotation, biological process: protein homooligomerization; potassium ion transmembrane transport. Gene Ontology annotation, cellular component: voltage-gated potassium channel complex; membrane. Bases 138 to 1472 code for a protein of 444 amino acids. The transcript has a single exon. Lineage: Eukaryota; Metazoa; Chordata; Actinopteri; Syngnathiformes; Syngnathidae.
ACGCAAGCUGUGUCAUUCCGUCUGUCAGCUUUAGAGGAAAAAUAUGUUUCCCAAGUGAUGUGCGUCCACCCGACUUAGAGCGCGUCACCUUUUGCGCCACACCGCAUUUUGUCUUUUCAAACAAAGCAUUGAUAAGAAUGUGGACGAUUCCGAAGCCAAGAUACAGAAGCAGUUCGUGUGGUGAGCCUGAGAUCACUGUGAACAUCGGCGGGGUCCGAGUGGUGCUUUUCGGGGACGUUUUGAAUCGUUACCCGGAGAGCAGACUGGCCGAGUUGGUCAACUGCUCAUCGGCGCAGAACGAAGAACUUAUUUCGUCUCUUUGUGACGACUUUGACCCGGGGCAAAAGGAGUUUUAUUUUGACCGAGAUCCAGAUGCCUUCAAGUGCAUCGUCGAUGUUUAUUACUUUGACGAAAUCCACAUUAAGCGUGGCAUUUGCCCCAUUUGUUUCAUCAAGGAGAUGGAGUUCUGGAAAAUAGACCAAAGUGCGUUGGAUGAAUGCUGCAAAAGUGAUCUGAGCGAGAAGGAGGGGGAGCUGAGGGAGAUAGCCAGCAAAGUCAAGGUGAUUUUGGAGGACAUGGAGGUGGACCAGAGUGCAACGGGCACUCAGAGGUGCCAGCGCUUGUUGUGGAGACUCAUGGAGAAGCCUGGCUCCUCUGUCCCAGCGCGCGUCAUUGCCAUCGCGUCCUUCCUCUCCGUCCUGGUCUCAGCAGUGGUGAUGUGCGUGGGAACCAUCCCGGAAUUGCAGGUAACAGACGCCGAGGGAGAGCUCGUGGAGCACCCGACUUUGGAGGCGAUUGAAACGGCGUGCAUGCUGUGGUUCACCGUUGAAUACCUGCUGCGCCUGGCUUCCUCGCCUAAUAAGUUACACUUUGCCCUCUCCUUCAUGAACGUUGUGGACUUCUUGGCUAUUAUGCCUUUCUACGUGGUCCUCACGCUAACCUCCCUCGGCACCGCCUCCAUGAUGGAACUUGGCAACGUUCAGCAGGCGGUCCAGGCGCUGCGCAUUAUGCGCAUUGCGCGUGUCUUCAAGUUGGCGCGCCACUCGUCGGGACUUCAGACUCUCACGUACGCGCUCAAGAGGAGCCUUAAAGAGCUGGGGCUGCUGCUCAUGUACAUGGGCGUGGGUAUCUUCGUGUUCUCCGCUCUGGGCUACACCAUGGAGCAAAGUCACCCCGAGACUCUGUUCAGAAGCAUUCCACAAUCCUUCUGGUGGGCCAUCAUCACCAUGACGACGGUGGGAUACGGAGACAUCUACCCCAAAACCACUCUUGGCAAGUGCAACGCGGCCAUGAGCUUCUUGUGUGGGGUGAUCGCCAUCGCCUUACCCAUACAUCCCAUCAUUAAUAACUUUGUGGUCUUCUACAACAAACAACAAGUUUUGGAGACUGCAGCCAAACAUGAAGUGGAGCUGAUGGAGCUCCAAUCGGAUGGAGAUGCACGCAGAAAAGAGAGCGACAAAGAUGACCCCUAGAAUGAUGCUAAUGAAUAACAUUUUCAUACUUCAGUGGAAAGACAUAAACAGUGUGAAAUGUGAGAGCAGGGUUGGACAAACAUUAGCCUGCCAUCCAUUUUUGAGCAGCUACGAAAAUUCUAUGAGCUUGUAAUAUAGGACUUUUGUUCGUGGGUGGCAAUGCAGGAAAACAGGUUCAUUGAACCUUUUGGCAUUUUUGGUAGCAGUUGGCCUCUAAAAUGUAGAUGAUUAAAGUUUGCAUCACUUGCACAGCUGUUUAAAAAAAAAAUCAUACUAUUCAAAUAUGUACAGUAUAUAUACACAACAUUUAUUUACCUACACUCAUGUACAUGGUUUUAAUGUGGCAAAUAAAUGUAAGGUGAAGAGUG